AUGCCUCGAUUUGCCUUAAUAAUUACCUGGAUAAUAUUGGGACUUGGUCUCGUUUCGGUUUAUUUCCCGACUCAAGCUCAUUUCAUACAAAUUGAUCAUGAGGAAUUUCGUGCCAGCGGUUUUCCGCAUCCCCAUUUGCCACCACCACCGCCUCUAACACCGCUGGAUCAUCUGCCACAAUUGGUGGCUACCAAGGAACUGACACCAGCCGAGGUGAUGGUUGAUCUGACAAACGAUUUAACCCAACGUCUGCUUCACUAUCAUUCCAUUCUCAAUCGCAAUAAUUUCGCCUUUUCGCCAACUGCUUUGGUCAGUGUCUUGGUGGCUCUAUACGAAGGAUCAGCCGGACAGAGUGCCAAUGAACUGCGCAAUGUACUCCAAUUGCCCAACAAUCGUGAUGUCAUACGAGUUGGUUAUCGUGACAUCCAUCGACGGCUGCGUACUUAUUUUUUUGGAUCGGAUAAUCCUUUAAAGGGUCUUAGCAUGAAUAGAAAUAAUGUGACAGUGCUAAAAGAUUUUGAAACAAUUCUAAUGUUCUAUGGCUACGAUCUGAGUGUCGAUAUGAAGUCGAGCAUGCCAGCUAAUAUCACAUCGGACUCGAAGAUGGCCAAUACUACCUUAGCCAGCAAUGCCACAGCGGAGGAAAUGCAAGCCGAGAUUACAACAAUUAAAGAUACGGAGGCUACCACUACCACAGAAGUUCCGACCACUACAACCACAGAAGAGGCUACAACCACAGAGGAGGCAACUACCACCACAACGGCAGCCGAGGCAGAAACUGAAGCUGCAACCGAAGAAGCCCCAGCCACAGAUUCAGCCGAAGAAGCUGGUGGUGGUGAUGAGGCUGCCGAGCUGGUCUCAGCUUUUGUGGCCGAAGAGGAUGCAGAACCCCUUUUGCGGAUACAAAAAGCACGGGUUUCCCGUUUACCCACCAGCAAGCUGCAGGCUCCUCUAAAACACUCCAAUCCCAUAACACCAAAGCCAAGCUAUUUGCCCAGUGCUCGGGUAGCAGUAAUGCCCAUGAUGGAACGUCAGGUGGCGGCUCCACCGCCAAGAAGGAAUACAACAUCAGCGCCAGGCAUACGUAAAAUAAUUACGACCAUAAUUCCAGCUCAACCAGUUCAGAAACCAAUGAAUAACUCAGCUACCCGUAGGGCCAAGGCUACACCGGCACGACAUAAACGACAUAUUUUCGGUUACAAGGAUCUGGAUGCAAAUCUCUUUUUGACCCUAUUCAGUCCACAUGAAGUGGCACAUUCGCAUCCAUCUCUUCUACCAGCCACGCCUGCUUUUGCCCACAUCAACAACGAUUUUGAACCACAUUAUAUAGGCGAGGCAGCCGAAAGUAAAUCGAAUUACAACACAGAUGUUAUUAGCCAUGUCUUCUAUCUGGGCAGCCAGCAGAUUGUCCACACGACCUUUAAAGUCUACAAUGCUGUGCUCUAUUAUAAAUAUUUUGAGCAUUUGAAGAUGAGUGUCCUGGAACUGGAACUCGAUACACCUGAAUAUAAUCUAAUGAUUCUAUUGCCGGACUAUCAUACGGAUAUUGUUGCAGCAGCCGCUGCCCUCAAAUUGGGGCCCACAUUACGUCUGAUGCGAAAGCAACUAAAGCCGCGUUGGGUUCAGGCAAUUAUACCCGAUUUUAAAUUACAUGGCACGAUGUUCUUGACCAACGAUUUGCAGAAUAUGGGAAUCUGUGAUAUAUUCGAACCAAAUCGAGCUGAUUUCCGACCCAUGACUGAUGAGAAAGGCAUCUACGUGCGACACAUUGAGCAAUCUAUAGACGUUAACAUUCGAACACAUCCCAUCAAUCAGCUUAAGCGCAACUAUGGUGCUCAAACGAAACCCAUACAGAUCUCUGUAAAUCAUCCGUUUUUGUUUUUCAUCAUCGAUCGCGACUUGGACGUGGCUGUGAUGUCAGGCCGCAUACUCAAUCCCCUGAAUGUGCGCAUCCAAUGA
Messenger RNA from Drosophila willistoni, 1959 nucleotides. RefSeq lists its product as uncharacterized. Bases 1 to 1959 code for a protein of 652 amino acids. The record is from RefSeq and is a predicted model, not a curated record. Lineage: Eukaryota; Metazoa; Arthropoda; Insecta; Diptera; Drosophilidae. Gene Ontology annotation, molecular function: serine-type endopeptidase inhibitor activity. The transcript has 5 exons.